Cyclocybe aegerita is the source of this 867-nucleotide messenger RNA. The record is from the annotation of a GenBank genome assembly. NCBI's taxonomy places the organism in Eukaryota, Fungi, Basidiomycota, Agaricomycetes, Agaricales, Hemipholiotaceae.
AUGAAAUUGUCUGCCAUUGCUGCUGUCGUUGCGGGCGUCGCCUCAGCCAGCGCUGUCCCCCUCCGAGUCGUCGUAAUCCCGGCGGCGGCGGCUAGCGACGUCCCUACCAGAGUCGGAGGUGUUCGCUUUGGCCAUGCAGUCGGUCUUCCUCCAGCUGUCGCCUCCAUCGUAGCCUCGGAGGAGGGCAGACCAGGCCAUCCAGGCCAAGGCAUGCGCCGCCCCUGUGGUGGCCGUGGUGGCGCCGCCAGCCGCUUCCGCGAGAAGGCAGUCGACAUUUCCAACGCCUUCAGGCAUGCCCUGGGCUUGCCCACCAUCGACACCGACCACAAGCCCCACUUCAUCUACAAGAGUGGUCCCCUCCCCCAUAUGAACCACCACGGCGGGGACCGUGACAUGAAUGAGUCGCCUCCUUUCACACAGGCCAUUCCUGGCACCAAGAAUGGGUGGAUCACUGUCACCAGGGUCGGUCCCGACCAUCCCCACUCACCGCCUCCAGGACCGCCUCCCCACCACCAUCAUCAUCAUGACCAUCACCGCCCAGGACCCCAUCCUUUCCGAUUCGAGCGCCCGUCGUUCAUGGCCCGCCUCCACUUCUCCUUGAUGAAUUUGGGUCCCUGGGAGGGCAGAGCCGUCGCCUUUGUUCUCGGAUGCGGUAUCGGUGUUCUCUUGAGGAUGUUCUGGGUUCUCGCCCUCGUCACCUACCGCGCUGUCAAGAGCCGUCGUCAGGACGAGCACGAGUACACCCAGGUUGCCGUCAUCGAAACCUUCGUUGAACCCAUCGCCCUCCCGCCCACCUACGUCUACCCCAUCGAUGAGAAGGCCGCUCUCGAGCCCGAGCCCACCAAGGCUGCCGAAGAGUCCAAGUAG